GUAACAGACCAGACUUAGAAAUCACUUGAUUUAACUCAGCAGCACGUUUCUGUGUGUGUAUUACUCUAGCAGUCUUCUCUAAAUAAUUGGGGCAUUAGAUUCAUGUGAGCAGAAGGAGUCAAAAACUGCCAAAACGGCAAACUGUUAGAAAGAGCUACGUGGUAGGAUUUUACACCAGAAGAGAAAAGUUUCAGUGUGCUUUGAAAUGAAAGAAGAAUUAAGUCGUGUUUUUAUUCAAAUGAAUUGGCAUCUUUAUAUGUAGGGGAAGUUAUAUUGGUAAAUAUUUAUGUCAAGAAUCAUGACUGGGAAACACUCAGACGUUUCUUAGAGAAGUACAUAUUUUACAAGCAAGGACAGGGUCUGCGUGUACAUCUGUGGUUCUGGGUGUCUUGUGAAGACCAUUUUAGGUGACCGGCAAAGGGAAGGAAAUGCCCUAGUGAUACUGGAGCCACAGUCAUAUUGCCAGUACCAUGUCUACCAUACAAAGAAAAGCCAGCAGCCACCUGUUCAACAGCCUGCACACCUAUAAACUGAAGCUUCUGGAGGACCAGCCACAGCAAGAAAAAUCUGUCAUUGCUCAACCAAUAUUUGUUUUUGAAAAGAGAGAAAAAACUUUUAAGAGACCUGCAGAGGACACCCUGUAUGAAGCAGCAGAACAUGAAUGUAAUGGUUUUUCAAGAAAGCGCGUACGGUCUUCAUCUUUUACUUUGCAGACUGCAGAUUCUCAGUCCCAAGGAGCAUCAACCUUGUCCCAGAAGCGAAUGAGAUCAUCAUCCUUCACCGACCUCCCGGCCUUCCCCCCUUCUGGACCAGUGAAGAAAAACAAUGUGUUUAUGACAUCAACUCUUGUGCAAAGGGAUGUUGAUAUGAACAGUUCAGAACAAGGUCCCGCGAAACAUUCUGAAAAUAUUCUAAGACCUGCUAUCUUGCAGCCACCUCAAGCUCACAGGUGUGAAAAAGUGAGAAAAACAUUUGGAUACAAUGCCUUGGAAUCCUGCAAGACUAAAGAAAAAGCAAAAAAUAAGAUUUCUGAAGGGAACUCCUAUUUGCUAAGUGAAAAUUUACCAAGUGCCAGAAUUUCAGUCCAGCUGUCUCCUAACCAGAAUGUUCUAGGUGCUACAUCAGUAGGAUGUCAACCAAAUGAAGAUAAGUAUUCUUUUAAAAGCUACAGUUCUGAUUUCGUUUUUGGAGAAAACAUGGUAGAAAGAGUUUUGGGUACUCAAAAGCUCACCCAGGCUCAACUUGAGAAUGAUUCAUACACCAAGGAAAAAACAUUCAAAUCCACUCUAAAAUUUCCUAUCAACUCUCCAAUGUCAAGAACAGACUCUAUUAAAGGUAUAUCCCUAAUUGAAUCAGCUGCUGCUUUCUCUUCUAAACCAUCACCUAAAUGCUUGCUGGAGAAAAUUGAUGUUAUUACUGGGGAGGAAUCAGAACAUAAUGUGUUAAAGAUCAACUGCAAGCUUUUUAUUCUCAACAAAACAGCACAGUCCUGGAUUGAAAGGGGCAGAGGAGCUUUGAGAUUGAAUGACACAGCAAGCAGUGACCGUGGAACAUUCCAGUCAAGACUAAUUAUGCGCAAUCAAGGCAGCCUGAGGCUGAUCCUCAAUAGCAAACUCUGGGCUCAAAUGGAGAUUCAAAGAGCAAACCACAAAAAUUUACGAAUAACUGCUACUGAUUUAGAAGACUGUAGCAUCAAAGUGUUUUUAAUUCAGGCCAGUGCCAAAGAUACAGGAUAUCUGUAUGCAGCCAUACAUCAUCGUCUUGUUGCACUUCGAAGCUUUGAUAAGCAGAAAGAUAUAAAUCAACCUGAAAGCCAGUCAGAAACAGCCCUCCAACAAUUAAACUUCGAUAGCUGUGAUGAGGAUGAGGAUGAUUUCAUCCAGGUCACUAAAAAUAGAUCAGAUUCUUCUAGAUGGACCCACAGACAGUCGGUUGCCUGUUCAUGAGUGCUAUCUGUUAUAAACAUGACAUCUACAGAAAGAUCACCUUACUGAGAAAACUAAACCAUCCUAACUAAAUGGGAAGAUCCUGUUCAUUCCUUGAAGAGUUUUUAUAGAAAAGUUCAAGAAAUAUAAUUUGUUGCAAUUAAAAUUUUUCUCUUAUGUAGUCUCAUAAUUCUGAGAUUUUACAUUUUGAUUAUUGUGGGGAAAAUGACAGAAUUUAAGAAAUACAUAGACUUUGGAAGUUCAAAAUUUAUCAUUUUUGAAGAAGUUAAUUUAGAAUAGGAUUUGAUAACUAAUUUGGACUAUGCAUCACAUUGAUGGAUACAACAGAAUUAUAAAUUGCUGGAUUUGAUAAAUAUCUAACUAAAUAUUUAUUUUUUCAGUCAAGCAUUGGCCAUAAAACAAAUAUUUUACAACAUUUCCAGAGUCAUUUCUUUGAAAAACACUAUAACUACAUGAUAACAUUUCAUUAAAUCAUGCUUUCCUUCUGGGAAAUGUAUAUUUUCAUUUAGCCUUUGGAUUUUCUAAUACUGUAAGAUUAUAUAUUCAUGGUAUGAAUUCCUUUAAAGAGAAUAUUUGUUCUUGGACUCGUAUCUAUUGUACCUUGUAUAUGCUGACGCACAGUCAGCAUCCAAUAGUUGGUGAAGGAAUGAAUAAAAUAUAUUACCUAUGUAUCAAAACAGUAAGUAUAGAAAAAGUGACAUAUGUUAACUUUAGUUGU
Molecule: messenger RNA, 2664 nt
Organism: Equus quagga
Lineage: Eukaryota; Metazoa; Chordata; Mammalia; Perissodactyla; Equidae
Gene: RANBP3L
Product: RAN binding protein 3 like
Exons: 15
Coding region: 471-1946 (491 amino acids)
Biological process (GO): protein export from nucleus
Cellular component (GO): cytoplasm; nuclear pore
Molecular function (GO): GTPase activator activity
Source: RefSeq, a predicted model, not a curated record